Erigeron canadensis is the source of this 1640-nucleotide messenger RNA. RefSeq names its product F-box protein CPR1-like. Gene Ontology annotation, molecular function: protein binding. Bases 161 to 1426 code for a protein of 421 amino acids. The transcript has a single exon. The record is from RefSeq and is a predicted model, not a curated record. NCBI's taxonomy places the organism in Eukaryota, Viridiplantae, Streptophyta, Magnoliopsida, Asterales, Asteraceae.
UACGUCCAAACACCAAUAAACUAACAUGUCUCUCUUGUUUUCGAUCCAACCAAUAUUAAUUAUAUAUGUGUCAUGAGUACUUAAAUCUUUUCCUAAGAUCAUGAUUACUUUAUAAACAAAUUUUUGCUCAAGAAAUUAAUCCGACAAAGAUCACAUAAAUAUGGCGGAUAAAGCAAGUAAAGCUAUGAGCUUAUUGAAGCUAGCAGAAGAAAGGGCAAUAUUGAAGAAAAAAACCGAUGAAGAGAAACGAAAAGAAAAGCUAGAUUCGAUACCUUAUAUCUCGAAAGAUUGUGUUUUUGAUAUUCUAAUUCGAUUACCUCUUGAAUCCCUUCAGCACUCUAGAUUCGUUUGUAAGCCAUGGUAUAACAUUAUUAAAAGUCCUAGGUUCAUUCGUGACAAUCUUCAAAGGGCCGAGAAGGUCGUGAUCUUCUUAAGCCCUUUGAAUAAUUAUUUACGCGGUCGUUGGGCUGAUCAAGAUUCUGUUUUCCAUGAAAACGCUAAUACGUUUUCAGUGGAAUCAAAGAUUUUUGACUUAAGAUCGGUCCAUGGACUUCAUCGUCUUCUAAUUGACCCAUCAUCAAAGUAUGUCAUAAGAUAUAUGACCUUUGUGGAUGGGAAAAGCGUCUUAGGUGAUUUUAACGCGACUUGUUUAGGCCAAAUUAGAGCAAGUUGCGAUGGUCUAAUAGUGGUUGAUAACAUGUUGAAAAAGGGUGAGUUGUUGAUAAUGAAUCCUGUCACUCGCGAACUAAGUUUGCUUCCCUUAGGCACGAUAUAUCCCCAACACGAUGAAUCAUUUGGCCUCGUGUAUUCUGGUACACAAGGCUAUAAACUCGUCCACUUGUUUAGGGACGAGUUUGGAUUCAUUGGAUGUGAGGUUUUAAAUAUUGGGGAAAAGUCAUGGAGGGAUAUUGAUGGGCCAGCUUUUGGGCUUAUAAAAUGGUUUGGGUCUGAGCCGGUUUUUGCACUUGGUGCAUUACAUUGGGUUCCAGAAAUCGACCAUAGUGAAUACAUAGUCACAAUGACUAUCGACGAUGAGAAGUUUCACAAGAUCAUGCUUCCUAAAAGUUGUAGAUUCAAUGAUCGAAUAAUGGUGGUAUCUCAAUGUCUUUGUUUUGUAACACAUGAAGAAUUGAACGAAAUAAGCAUAUGGAUUAUGGAAAGUCUUUCGGAAGAAAUAUGGACAAAGAAAUAUACCAUCGCGACCGGGUGCAUAAGAGAUUUGAUCCCUCUUUAUUUUGCAAGAUUAAAAUGGGAGAUAUAUUUUAUGGAUAAAGAUUGUUCGCUUUUUGCUUUUGAUUUUGAACGCGAACGUAUGACAAAAAUCACAACGAAAAGAGGAAAUUUUCUGCUCCUUGGAACUUCAUAUUUAGUUCAUGUCAAUAGCCUUGUUUCAUGGAAGACUAAGCACGAUGGUAUCGACCCGUAGCGUAGUACUUGUGUCGACGUAUUGAUUAUGUUAUUCGAUCUCGACAUGUCCUAUUUGCCUUUGGAUGUCUACUCAGCUAGGGUCACCAAAAUAUUCAAUCCUCUUGUAAACAUAAACAUGUAUGAUAUAUAUGUGACAGUGAGAAUGGUAUGUAUGUGUGUUUGAAAGAUUCUAUGUACUACUUUUUAUAAAUGUAAUAAGCUGUUAAUGAUAA